Molecule: messenger RNA, 779 nt
Organism: Sorghum bicolor (sorghum)
Lineage: Eukaryota; Viridiplantae; Streptophyta; Magnoliopsida; Poales; Poaceae
Exons: 1
Coding region: 158-589 (143 amino acids)
Source: RefSeq, a predicted model, not a curated record
AAAGCUGGCGCCGGCCGGUGCGGUCCAAACGCGGCUGCCGUCCCCGGUCCUCCUCCUCCUUCUCCUCUUACUCGCAAAGAAAUCAUCCCCUUCCCCUCGCCAAACCACAGGAAGAAGCGAGGAGGCCACCCAGAUCCCACCUUCUCGAGCGACGGCGAUGGCGAUGGCGUCGGUGCCGGCCGCGCCCUCGUCCUACGGGUGCGCGGCGUGCGGCGCGGACCUGAACCUGUCGGCGGCGCACCUGUACCCGGCGGACUUCUACUUCGAGGCAGGGAACAAGGGCACGCUGUCCUUCUCGUGGGUGGACGAGUCGCGCCUGCGGUUCGCGCCCGAGGACCGCAUCCGCCCCUUCUUCGAGACCCUCGACUACUGGGGCAUCCAGCGGAAGCGCACGCGCAUCAGCUGCGACGCCUGCGGCUGCCUUCUCGGCUACGUCUACGACGACGGGCCGCCGGUCAUGCAGGGCACCGGCCAGUUCGGGAUGGGGCCCAGCCAGGUCAUCCCGCGCCGCCCCAGGUACCGAUUCAAGAUCAAGGCCGUCGCCGCCACCUCCUCGCCGCCUGCCGCCGCCGCCGCGUAUGGAAAGUGAUCCUCCGUAGAUUUCUGCGUCUCGUUUCGAGUCUGGUUGCGUGUCAUGUCGGCUGUCCUGCUAUGGUUCCUUUUCCUGUAAUUUUUUUUAACGUAAUUCUUACCUGUGUAUAUUAACUUUUCUUCCUGUAAUUCGUGUCAUGCGGUGUUUUUCAACUUGUUCCUUGGUGUCAAUAAUCUUUUUUUUUAUC